UCGGGCAGCCUCUCAUUCACCGCUUCGCUUCCCUCCCUGUCCUUAAAACAAUGAAUCCCGAAGGCUUGAGGGAAGAUCUCCGCCUGUUUCAGAGCACACUGCUGCAGGACGGACUCAAGGAGCUCCUGAAUGAGAAUAAGCUGAUUGACUGCAUCUUGAAGGUGGGGGACAGAAGCAUCCCCUGCCACCGGCUCAUCAUGGCGGCGUGUAGCCCUUAUUUCCGGGAGCUGUUCUUCUCAGAAGAGGGCAAAGAAGUGGAAAGAAAGGAAGUCGUCCUGGAGAACCUCGAUCCCAACGUCAUGGAUGUGAUCGUCAACUACAUGUACUCGGCGGAGAUCGACAUCAACGAGAAGAACGUGCAGGAUAUUCUGACCGUCGCCAAUCGCUUCCAGAUCCCCUCCGUGUUCACGGUGUGUGUGAAUUAUCUCCAGAAGAUGGUCUCCAGGAAGAACUGUCUCUCCAUCUACAGGCUGGGGCUGAUGUUGAACUGCGCCAGGUUGGCAAUGGCAGCCCGAGACUACAUCGCCGAUCGCUUUGAGACGGUAGCCAAUGACGAGGACUUCCUAAAGCUUGCCCCGCAUGAACUGUUCGCCAUCAUCGGAGCAGACGCUUUAAAUGUGGAGAAGGAAGAGGUCGUGUUUGAGACUCUCAUGAAAUGGGUCAAAAAAGACAAAGACAAGCAUGGGAAAUCCCUGCAGGAGGCCUUCGACUGCAUCCGGUUCCGCCUGAUGCCAGAGAAGUACUUCAAGGAAAAAGUGGAGAAAGAGGAAAUUAUUAAAGCUGAUCCUGAGCUUCUCAAAAAAAUCAAAGUCAUCAAAGAUGCGUUUGCGGGGAAGCUUCCGGAGAAGAAGAAGGGCGGCGACGGCGAGGGAGAAGAAGCCAAGCUGCCUGGGUACCUGAACGACACCCGCAGGCUCGGCAUGUACGCCAAAGACAUGAUUCUGAUGAUCACUGACAACGCCGCCGUGGCGUACGACGCUCAGGAGAACGAAUGCUUUCUGGCCGCGAUGUGUGAGCAAAUCCCCAAAAACCACGUGAGUCUGACGUCCAGGAAAAACAACCUGUACGUGCUGGGAGGACUGUUCAUGGACGAGGAGGACAAGGAGGCGCCCCUGCAGUGUUACUUCUACCAGCUGGACAGUCUGUCCGCUGAAUGGAUGGCUCUGCCCCCGAUGCCCUCCCCCAGGUGUCUCUUCGCAAUGGGGGAGUUUGAAAAUCUUCUGUUUGCCGUGGCAGGAAAAGAUUUACAGACCAACGAGUCUCACGACACGGUCAUGUGCUACGACACAGAGAAAAUGAAGUGGACGGACACAAAAAAGCUGCCACUGAAACUCCACGGCCAUUGUGUGGUCUCUGAGAACGGCCUGGUGUACUGCAUCGGAGGGAAGACAGAUGAGAAUAAAUCAACCAAUAAGAUGUUCGCCUACAACCACAAGAGGUCAGAGUGGAAGGAGGUGGCGUCCAUGAAGACCCCCAGAUCAAUGUUCGGGGCCGUGGUCCACAAAGGGAAGAUCAUUGUUGCGGAGGGAGUCAGUGAGGACGGCCUGACAGCCGCGUGCGAAGCCUACGACUUCGGAACCAACAAGUGGUCGCCAUUCACAGAGUUUCCUCAGGAGAGGAGUUCAGUCAACCUGGUGAGCUGUGGGGGGCAGCUGUACGCCGUCGGCGGCUUCGCCAUGGUGGAAGACGAAAACAAAGAGUGUGCGCCCAGCGAAGUCAUCGACAUCUGGCAGUACGAAGAUGACAAGAAACAGUGGACGGGAAUGAUCAGGGAGAUGCGUUAUGCAGCCGGAGCUUCCUGUGUCUCCAUGAGUCUGAACGCCGGCAAAAUGCCCAGAUUGUAACUCCGAGAGCCCAGCCGGGGCCGAUGGGUAGAAGAUCAUUUUUUACGUGUUUAUCAUUUUAAAGGUCUCCUCUAACCUCUUUGUAAAUGCUUUAGUUUAAUUGUUUCACACUUCCCUCGUGUUGUUCACCCUCGUGUUCUGUCACGGCUGCUUUUGAAUUUUACCUCACUAUGCUCAGUUUUGUAAUAAUAAAUUAAGACUCGUGUCUA
Molecule: messenger RNA, 2053 nt
Organism: Salarias fasciatus (jewelled blenny)
Lineage: Eukaryota; Metazoa; Chordata; Actinopteri; Blenniiformes; Blenniidae
Gene: klhl41a
Product: kelch-like family member 41a
Exons: 6
Coding region: 51-1844 (597 amino acids)
Molecular function (GO): protein binding
Source: RefSeq, a predicted model, not a curated record